Physcomitrium patens is the source of this 1741-nucleotide messenger RNA. The record is from RefSeq and is a predicted model, not a curated record. Lineage: Eukaryota; Viridiplantae; Streptophyta; Bryopsida; Funariales; Funariaceae.
GUACGAAAAUCUCAGCAAGCCAUAAGAAAAUAAAAGCGAGAGAGAGAGAGAGAGAGAGCGAGCGAUAUUCCCACGGCUCUCGAAAAGGAGCAAACUCGAACGGCGAUGAGGAGGAGGAGGAGGAGCGUGUUCUCACCUGGCAACUCCGGCAUUUAGGUUCGGGAAGAGCGAGCGAGAGAAAGACGUCGUAAUAGAUUCAUUCGGGAACGAGUUUGUUCGGAUGGCGCGGAAGCCGAAAAAGAAGCCGGCCGGGACGAAUGUUGAACUGGAUUUGAAGGACGGGGAGAAUCGAGAUGUAGGAGAGACGACGGUGGAAAGUCCUGAAGAGGAGAAGAGGGAACUAGGUCGGGCGGAGUCGGGUGAGCGGAAAGGCAUCCAGGGGGAGGACGGUGACGACGAGGAGGAGUACUAUGAGGAUUACGAUGAAGCUUAUGAGGAGGCCCUCGCAGAAGCAGAUGCGGAUGCGGAUGCGGAUGCAUCGUCUUCCGAGGGUUCGCCCCCUUCCUCUCCUGGCCCUCCCCCUGUACGAUAUGAACCUCUGCCUUCCCCUCCUUCCUCCAAGGAUGAUUCUGCGUCCGACAAGCCUCUUCGAGUUUACGCAGAUGGCAUUUACGACCUCUUUCAUUUUGGUCACGCCCGAUCUCUCGAGCAGGCGAAGAAGUCGUUUCCGAAUGUCUACCUUCUGGUUGGAUGCUGUAGCGAUGCUCUAACUCAUAUGCACAAAGGAAAAACUGUUAUGAAUGAAGCCGAGCGUUACGAAUCACUUCGACAUUGCAAGUGGGUAGACGAGGUAAUUGAAAAUGCACCUUGGGUCAUCACAGAGGAGUUUCUCGAGAAGCACAAGAUCGACUUCGUUGCUCACGAUGCUCUCCCGUAUGCGGAUGCAACUGGUGCUGGCAAGGAUGUAUACGAAUUCGUUAAAAAGGCUGGAAAGUUUAAAGAGACAAAACGCACUGAUGGAGUUUCAACCUCGGAUUUGAUCAUGCGAAUCGUUAAAGAUUACAAUGAAUAUGUUUUGCGGAAUCUUGCUCGUGGAUAUACCCGUAAAGAUCUUGGUGUUAGUUAUGUAAAGGAAAAACAGUUGCAAGUAGGGUUGGGUAUUAACAAAUUGCGUCAGAAGGUGAAGGAGCAGCAGGAACGUGUGGGUCAAAAGUUAAAUACGGUGGCCAGUGUAGCAGACUUGAAUGAAUGGGUAGAAAAUGCUGACCGUUGGGUGAGUGGCUUCUUGGAGAAGUUCGAGGAAGGAUGCCAUGUCAUGGAAUCGGCAAUCAAAUCACAAAUUCAAAAAGGUCUAUUACUGCAGCAGUCACAGAUUAAACAGCGAACGGAUAAGUUCUUGACCAAUGGAACAAAGACUGGCAAGGAGGGGAGCUCACACCCAAAGAGGAGCGUGUCAAAGGGACAUACGAAGUCAUCUACUUUUUAGGAGAUGCCUUUGAGAAAAACUAACUUGUACUCUUUAAACGUUCAGACUCGUGAAGGAAUCCUGUUAUGCACUACCCUCAACUUUGCAACUAUUUCUGGAAAUAUAGGAUUUUCUAUGUGUUGACGAGAAGAAGUUCAAUACUAGUUAAAUUUUGUCCUUAGCUGUUGAGGUUAAGUUCCUCUCUGUCAGAGAGAUUAUAACUCUUCUGUUUAAGUGUCCAAACGUUUGUUUCACUAUCAUAUGCCCAACGUUCUGAAUUUCAUUUGUUUUUUGUAAAUGUUUCUUCAAUAUUAUGAUUUCCCAUGCUUAUGUGCU